AUGACAUCCGAGAGAGCAUCACUUGAAGGCCUUCCGGAUGAGCUUCUCUUAGGGAUUCUUUUCCACCUCCGCACCAUCCGCUCUUUUGGAAUAUAUUCACCAACUUUUGACGAGAGCAAGGAGAAGGCACGCCAACAGGAAAAUCGCCUACGUCAGCUAUCACUGUCCAACCUUUGCCGCACUUCCCGCCAUUUAAAUCGUCUUACUAUUCCUGCUCUUUAUGCCGCAUUUACAGGAUCCUCGACAUGGCCCGGCAUAGGGUCUCUUAGACGCUUCCACCAGGAAAUAACAGCACCAAGGGGCUCCCUCGGUGGAGACUCCACAUACGCUAGUCAUCUCCAGUAUGUAGAAAACCGAUUCUCCGACUACCAAGGCAACGAUCAUUUCGCAAACUUGGACGAUCCUAGCGACUUAUACAUGCUAAAGGAAUACUUUUCCCUACUAGCUGGCAUCAUCAAUGCUGCCCCGAACUUGCAGCACAUCUCUGUGGCCAACGUAGAGACCAGUGAUGUCUCUUUUUUGAAACAUGUCUUACGUGAGGACAGCGCGGGAACUUCUGGUUGCACAAUAGUUGCCGACCACGGUCUUAGUCGGCUGCAGACCUUAUUUGUCGAGAUGGAAAUGGAUGAAGAGUGGGGACUCAGAAAACUCAGAGAAGCAUCUAUUUACAGUAUUUAUUCUGCAUUGGCAUCUUUACCGUCGCUCUCUGAUUUCCGAGUUGCUGGGGCUAGAAUGACUCCAACCAUUGGGCCAAAAGUGAACGUUGGUCAGUUCAGAAACCUGCAACGCCUUGAAAUUACUCAUUGCCUUAUGGAAAUGUCGCAAAUGAACAUCAUUCUAUCAGCUUGCGAGGGGCUUCGGCACAUUGUUUGCCACUGGGAAUGGCUCGAGUCCGACAAGACAGUAGACGUCUUGAGGCCGGGACUACGAAAACAUUCCCAUACGUUGGAAACUCUUUCCCUGGAUUUUCGUGGAGUCCAAUGGAUGAGUGAGAGUUAUGGAAAUUCUGGAAGCAUUGGGUCGCUACGACAAUUUGACCAUUUGCAUACAUUGGAAAUAACUGAUACAUACUUUCUGACUAGAUUUGAGUAUGGCCCAAACGGACAUUACCGAGCGCCUACUUCCAAAGUCGCCGAAUUGUUGCCAUUGAGUCUCAAGAUGUUGAACUUGUUUGUCGACAUUGCUGACUCUCCGGGAUUUGCGAAUAGCUUGGAUGAUUCGGAUAGUCUGUGGGAUUUGUCUGCAGCCUGCAACUCAUCUUUAAUAAACUUGUCGGCGAUUACUGUUGAGGGCAUCGGUCCCAACGAUAACAUCGAGACGCUCAUGAGUUCUUUCGAGCAAGCUGGGGUACUUUGCGAAUUCAUUGUCGACUGA
Bipolaris oryzae ATCC 44560 is the source of this 1374-nucleotide messenger RNA. RefSeq lists its product as uncharacterized. The record is from RefSeq and is a predicted model, not a curated record. The transcript has a single exon. The coding region runs from base 1 to 1374 and encodes 457 amino acids. NCBI's taxonomy places the organism in Eukaryota, Fungi, Ascomycota, Dothideomycetes, Pleosporales, Pleosporaceae.